Messenger RNA from Centruroides sculpturatus (bark scorpion), 613 nucleotides. RefSeq lists its product as uncharacterized. The coding region runs from base 67 to 564 and encodes 165 amino acids. The transcript has 3 exons. Lineage: Eukaryota; Metazoa; Arthropoda; Arachnida; Scorpiones; Buthidae. The record is from RefSeq and is a predicted model, not a curated record.
UAUUUUUAGGCUGUUCCCGACGCUAAGGAAAGGCUUCACAGAGUCUUGAAUGACUUGGAAAAUUCCAUGACUGACUUAGUUCAUCACGUUAUUCGUGAACUUGGUGGAGAUAAUUUCCUUGCAGCUGUACCUUUCUUAGAAGAAUUAGAGGAGAUUUUCGAUGAAUUUGCCGAUAAAACUUUAGGCAAAGUAGUUGAUCUUGUUGUUGCUAUGGAAGGAGUUAUUCGUAGAAUUGAAGAUGAACUUCCAGUCGUAGCUGAAGAUGUGAGACAUUUGAUUCGUGACAUCAGACAAGAUUUUAAAGAUAUUAUGAGAGAUUUGAAAACCACCUUUUUGGGUUACAGUUUUCUCGAUGUAAUGGGAGAUCUGACCGAUGGAACCAAGUUGGGUACAGUUAUGAAGGUCGUAAGUCUCAUUGACAAAUUCAAUACUCUCGUUAAAGAUGUCAAACAAUUGGAACCAAGGGCAGAAGCUGUGUUAGAACACAGCGUUAGUGUCGUUGCCAACCAUGCCCAGGAGUUUUUAAAUCACGCUUCUGAUCUUUUAUACAAAGAACAAUAUUAAUUAAAGUUAUAACGAGAAUUUGAAUAAAAUAACUUUAAAAAAUUUGCAA